AUGGAAGCCAGUACUUCUUCUAAGAUUCAAUCAAGAAAUCAAACGAAAUCGCUAACAGACAUGCCAUCUGAAGUGAUGGAGAAAAUAAUAGUCGACUUGGAAAAAAUUUCAACAGUCGAGGCUUUCAAGAUGAAGAGUGUAUUCUUCAAUGAGGCAGGAAAAACGGAUGAAGUAUAUAAACAUAUGGAGUUAUAUGGAUUACGAUUUCGUGUUUGGUCUGACCAGAAACAUGCAGUUGUCAAUAAAUGCAUAAAGAUGAGAAACCCAAAUAUUCUAUUCAUGAAUGGAUUGUUAUUUUUCGUAGAAGUUGAACAUGAAAGGAAAACGAUGCUUGAAGAAGCAUCUGCAUGGGGGCAUUUGGAUUCAACAUUUGUCCUGGGAAUGAUGCUGAUGGCUGAAGGGAGACAAGGAAGCAGGAAGCAUUGGACAUGUUGA
Messenger RNA from Lactuca saligna, 435 nucleotides. NCBI's taxonomy places the organism in Eukaryota, Viridiplantae, Streptophyta, Magnoliopsida, Asterales, Asteraceae. The record is from the annotation of a GenBank genome assembly.